CAACACUGCUCUGUGUCAGCUGUUCGGGCGAGCGAUAAAAAAAGGGCCCAAAAUAUACUUUUGUUUAUCAGAUAAAAACGACUGAAAGAAAUUCCAUUUCCUGGUAAACCGAAAAGUGGGUCUCUUGUCACGAACAAGCGGAACUGAUAGGCGUUGCCAAGAGGCUUCAGCUCCGAUUUGAAGUGGGCGAAGUUAGUCUUGCUUCUGUGUUUCUCAUUCGCAACGCAGCGCUGGCAAAUCGAAGAUCGCUAAAAUGUCGACUAAUUGGCGUGAAUUGUUCCCCACCAAACUCACAUUUGUGAUCUUUCUGCUGUACAUGUCCCUAUUUAUAGGGCAGGGCAUCUUUGUCACAGCUUCCCAGGAAUCGAACAACUCCUAUGGUUAUAAUACCGUCACGGUAGUGCUGCUCACCGAGGUCUUUAAGCUGAUAGUUUCCACCUGCCUGUACUGCCGGGACCACAAUCUACGCUCAUUGGUACGAGAUGUCCAUAAGGAUCGCAAUGUCCUGGCCUUGUACAUGGUGCCCGCCUUUCUCUAUUGCCUGUACAACAACCUGGCCUUCGUCAACCUGGCCACAUUUGACCCCACCACCUACUAUCUGUUGCUACAGCUACGUGUCGUUGUCACCGGCAUUUUGUUCCAAAUUAUCUUCAAGAAGUACCUGUCGCAGAGGCAAUGGAUCUCCCUAAUACUGCUCACCCUGGGCUGCAUGAUGAAGCAGAUCGAUUUCGGCAGCUUCUACAGCGACGCCAAUGAUGACAGCGAGUCGGCAGCCAUCCAGCAACAGCAUUCACUCAAUCGAACCGCCAUUAACAAGGCGGAGGUUCAUGGAAAGAACAUGUCCGGCUUCGAUUUCAGCCUGAGUGCCGUCUUCAUACUGGCCCAGACGAUUUGUUCUUGUCUGGCGGGCGUUUACAACGAGUAUCUGCUGAAGGACAAGGGCGCCGAUGUUAAUAUCUUUGUGCAGAAUGUCUUCAUGUACCUGGACUCUAUUGUCUGCAAUGCUGCCAUCCUCCUGCUGCGCGGCGAGCUGCUGGAUGCCUUCAGUCCACAGAAUCUCGGCAGCAUCAUGCGUUUCAGCGUGCUGAUCAUCAUUGUUAACAAUGCCGCCAUUGGCAUUGUCACCAGUUUCUUCCUCAAGUACAUGAACUCCAUACUGAAGACUUUCGCCAGCGCCUUGGAGCUGCUCUUCACGGCGGUCCUGUGUUACUUCCUCUUCUCCAUACCCAUCUACAUGAACACCGCGCUUGCCAUUGCGGUGGUCUCCUACGCCAUUUAUCUCUACACCCAAAGUCCGGUCGUUAAUCUGGGCAAGGUGCGUCCGCUGUCCAAUUUAAGCGAUGCCACCGCCAAGUCCACGGACAAGCGAAAACUGCUCGACGAGGAGGCGGCCGAAUCGGACCUCGAUAUGGUGUAAUGCUGUAGCUAGUCGUAGACCUAAUCUUAGUCUGUACAUAGUUGUGGAAAAGUGCCUGCAAAUGUUUUAAACGCCAGACGAAAGUAUUUGACCCCAGGCUUUGUGCAAUGCGAUAGCAACAGGCUUGUAAAUACCAAAACUUUUGCUUUUCUAAUUUAAGAUUCUCAGCAUAAAUGUAUUUAAAUCAUAACAUGAUUGCAAUCAAACGAAAA
This is a messenger RNA of Drosophila suzukii, 1629 nucleotides long. It is a transcript of the gene senju, whose product is annotated as UDP-galactose transporter senju. NCBI's taxonomy places the organism in Eukaryota, Metazoa, Arthropoda, Insecta, Diptera, Drosophilidae. Gene Ontology annotation, biological process: pyrimidine nucleotide-sugar transmembrane transport. The record is from RefSeq and is a predicted model, not a curated record. Gene Ontology annotation, molecular function: UDP-galactose transmembrane transporter activity. Gene Ontology annotation, cellular component: Golgi membrane.